Entrophospora sp. SA101 is the source of this 645-nucleotide messenger RNA. NCBI's taxonomy places the organism in Eukaryota, Fungi, Glomeromycota, Glomeromycetes, Entrophosporales, Entrophosporaceae. The record is from the annotation of a GenBank genome assembly.
AUGGAGAUCCAUGGUAAAGAAAGCAUAGAGAGAUUAAUUAUAAAAUGUUAUAUAUUUGAUAAAUAUAAUUUAAAUAGUUGUAAAUAUCCUCCAAAUUUGAUGUCAGAUAGUAGUUACUUGAAAAAUAAACUAUGUGUAGAUGUAAACGAACAGCCUGAUGAUGAAAUAGAGGAAGAUGAUAUUAUAGAAUGUAAAGAAAGAUUAAGAAAAUUUGUAGAGGAAAAGUUAAAUGAAUAUGGCGAACCUAUUAAAUUUGGAAGAACAAAAAUAAUAAAAGAAUAUUUUUCAAAUAUAAAGGCUAAUUAUUUAGCGAAAUUAAAAUAUGAUGCUCCAUUAGCUUCAUACAUAAUAGACCUUGAUGAUAAAUAUUUAGUUAAAGAUAAUUUCCAAAUCAAAUUGGAGCAUUACAAGAAUCAUAUUUUAUCAAAAUUUAAUACAACUAUUAACAUCAAAAUUAUAAAGUUUUUAGAAGAACUUUCUAGUGAAAAAACAACCAAUGAAGUUAGAAAAAUUAAUUAUAUAGAAUUCUAUAAGCUUGUUAGUAAAUUAGGGAAAUUAGCUUUAUUAGAUUCACUUAAAUUUGUUGAAAAAAAGCCUGUUGAAAUGAUUGUUGACUGUACUAAAGAUUCAAAUGAUCUAUUGUAA